Ornithodoros turicata is the source of this 1219-nucleotide messenger RNA. RefSeq names its product glucoside xylosyltransferase 1-like. Bases 83 to 1183 code for a protein of 366 amino acids. The record is from RefSeq and is a predicted model, not a curated record. Gene Ontology annotation, molecular function: UDP-xylosyltransferase activity. Lineage: Eukaryota; Metazoa; Arthropoda; Arachnida; Ixodida; Argasidae. Gene Ontology annotation, biological process: protein O-linked glycosylation via N-acetylgalactosamine. The transcript has 6 exons.
CCAAGAAAACAUCUGUUAUUCUUAGAGUGUGUGCCACUUUUACCGUAGAAGAAGAAGAAGCAGUAUAGACUGGACACCGAACAUGGGGACACGACGUUACCGGUUACUAGUGGCAGCGGUUACCCUGCAAGCCGUAGCCGCACUCGUCUACUAUAAUACUGGAGUAUCGAUCCAUCCUCAAUUUCCGAGCAGCGUCCAACACAAGCGACACGGAUCAAGCAACGUGCAAAGCAAUAUGGUCAUUGUGCUGAGGGUCUGCGACAGCCUACAGACGGUAAACCAGACUAUUACCCUGAUGAAGUCACUGGUUGCCUACACGAGGUUACAGUUGCGAUUUGUGAUUUUCGUAUAUGACCCGUUGAGGGCUCCGUUGAAAAAUGAGCUCCUCUCGUGGCCGAUCAUAUACAGAGGACGGACCAGUGUUCAGCUACGAAAAGGCGAGAUCCCCGAAGGCCUUAACACGCUUCGGACGAGAGUGCGUUCCCCAUGCUCCUUGCAGCUUCCACUGCUCCCGAAAGUUCUUUGGGGCACCGACGCCGUUCUUUCCAUCGACAGCGACACUGUCUUCCUCAGCCCAGUGGAGCGCCUGUGGGACUACUUUAAACAUACUGAUACUGUAGCUGGCACGCUACAAAGGAAGAUCGGCAGCAGCAACGCUGGUCCUUUAGAAAUCGGCACUGAGCUACUACUGAUGAACCUAACGCGCAUGCGCGCACGCCACUGGGUGCCAUUCCUCGAUGCCGCAAUUGCCCAGCGCAAAGGCGUGGACAUCGACAUCAAGAGCCUCUUCACCCAGAUAGCCAAGCACGGAAUGCGACGCUUUCUUUCCUUGCCGAAGCAAUGGACCUACGGAGCAAAUAGUUGCCAGUCCUCCGAGACCUCACCAAGCGAGCGGCCGCCGGCACUGGUACGAGGGUUUCAAGACGUAUACUCGAUGACCUCUGAAAUAAGCGUCGUCUAUCAUCUGAUGGAAAAGAUUCAAUUGGGGGAGAGUAUAACAGAGAGUGUCAUGAAACCUUUGAUGAAAACCAUUGUUAACUCGACCUCGACAACAUGCUCGGAAAAAUUACGGGCGUUCUUGCCGACCUGGACACAAGUAGCUGAACGCGCGGAUGCCGUUCCAGACAUACGACAUAGCAAGUUCUUUCGAUUCAGUCGAACACGUACUGACGGCAAUCAAUGAUAAUGGCCAAACCAAAUAAAAUAUUGUUACUUCUGU